Molecule: messenger RNA, 6477 nt
Organism: Mobula hypostoma (lesser devil ray)
Lineage: Eukaryota; Metazoa; Chordata; Chondrichthyes; Myliobatiformes; Myliobatidae
Product: proline-rich protein 36-like
Exons: 3
Coding region: 83-6220 (2045 amino acids)
Source: RefSeq, a predicted model, not a curated record
CGGGCGUGAAAAUCCAGCCCCACCUCCCGGACCGAAUUGAUCCGCAAGCCUGGGCCGGUAAAGAUGAAAGGAGCCCCACAAAAUGUUCCUGUCUUUACUUGUUUGGCUAUCUGUCUGUCUGACACUCUUUGAAGCUGUGGUGUGGAGCCACGCACCCCAAAGUUCGCUCAAGGACAAUGCAGAAGCAAGCCCCUUGAACCGCGACGGCAGAACGCUGGGUGACAUCAUCUUCGAUGUCUACGCCAAAAAUGCGUCCAUGCCAUCGCUGCUGGAACGGAUGCUGGCGGACGACGUCGGCAAGCAGACCAACCACGAGGUAAGAGUCUUCCAGCCCGCGGCCGCUCAGCCCGCGCAGAGCCAAAGCAAUGGCAGCAUGAGAAAAGGGGUCCCUCAGCAGCCAGGCCAGUCCUCCAAGGGACCUCCCGAUGCAGUGCAUGUGGCGCACCCCCAGAAGGGUAUCGGCUACGCAGAGCGGCAGCUGCAGCUGUUCCACCAGCUGUUCGAUAGGUACUUAAAUUUCAAAGCGCACAGGACAGGCGAAGGGACGGAGGAUGCAAGAAAGGAGCUCGAAUCAACUUGUGAGAAAAUACUCCGGAGGAAAGAGAAGAGGGCGGAAUCGGGGAUGGGAGAUCACAGCAGUCAGGUGGGAGUAACGACCACUGAAGCAGAUUACUCCCAUGGGCUCUCUAUGGGUGACCAUUACCAGAUGACGAAUACAACCAGGUCAUCCCAAAAUACUUCCAACCAGCAAACAAACUUUUCCUCCGCAUUUGAAACCCUGGUUAAAACAAUGUUUUUCCCUUUCGCUGGGCCCUCUCAUGAAGCUCCCAGCCAGGAGGAAGCUGAGGGCAGAGAUAAGGGAACAAUUAGACAGGAAGUCUUCGAGACUGACCUGACCCAGAGGAGCCCUGAACUGUCACCCACGGCAGAGGCUGGCACGGAGCCUCAGACAGAGGAGAUAACCGUAUCUCAGCCGAAUGUCUUCACCUCAACUACCAUGGCGUCCGAGGUGAGCAAACCCACAUCGACACCAGAUUAUCUGAAGGACAGUUCGUCGACAUCAGUCACAGAGAUACAGACGGAAGAUUCCGUUUCAACUACCGAAACUCACAGUGGCAACGCCACCACCUCGACCACACCGACUGCGGACUUCCAGACAGUCAGCCCCUUCACGCCAACCACGGAGAAAAGUGAUUUUUCCACUCCCUCCAAAGGGUAUGAUCUUUCCCCCUCAUCCACAGAGUUACAUAAUCAUGUCUUUCCUAUCUCGUCCAAAGCACCUCAGAGGCACAGCUCUCCCGUCACCUCCAGAGGACCUCAACAACAUGGCUCUCCUACCCAUUCGGUAGGACCUCAACAACAUGGCUCUCCUACCGCUUCUGAAGGACCUCAACAGCAUGGCUUCCCUACCAUUUCAAAUGGAGCACAACAACGUGGCUCCCUCACCCCUUCAGAAAGACCUCCACAGCAUGGCUCCAGUACAGUUCCAGUUGGACCGCAACAGCUUCGCUCCCCCACCCCUUCAAAAGGAUCUUAUCAGCGUGGCUUUGCCAUCCAUUCAAAAGGACCUCAACAGCAUAGCUCCCCUAAGCCUUCAAAAGGACCUCAAGAGCAUCGCUCUUCCGCCUCGACAAGAGGACUUGCAAAACAUGGCCUUCCCAUCCCAACAAGAGGACCUCAACAGCAUGGCUCACCUACCCCGUCAAAAAGACCUCGAAAACAUGGCUCCCCAGACCCUUCAGGAGGAUCCUGGAAGCACGUGUCACACUCCGCCGCCGAGGUCCAGUCCGACAGCGGGACAGCCGAGCCGCCCAAACAACGCCCGGGGAAUGGGUUAACCAUGGCAAAGCGGAAAGGAAUCCUGAGCAGGAGCUUGCUCAUGCAGGAAGACGAACCGCAGAAUGUGGACGAUGAACUUGCGAUGAUCGAAUUCGUAUCUACCACCUCGCCACCCGAAGGGAAGCGACAUGAAGUGGUGAGAAUUGAGGAGACCGCUGACUCUUCAAACGAGUCGGACAUGGCUUCACUCGAGAAGCUUAUGAAGAAUCUGAACGAACAGUUCUCCAGGCGAAGCCCCACCAAGAACGACGUGAGGAACCUGGAAGCUGCCAUCGAGCGCUUGAAUGUAGCGCUCUCGAAGUUCGCGGACGCCGAGGCUCCCCAGGAGCCCGGCCGCGGACCCGCUCCGACUCCCUACCGGAGUAGGGCUGGGCAGAAGGCGGCAGCGGAGCCGCAGCGCCCGCAGCUCAGAUCGGAGCCUACCGGUAAGGCGGACGAAGCGCUGGAAGAAGUUAUCUUGUUUCCCGAAGCCGUCGUCACCGGCGGACGGGCAGAGAGAGAGGAUGGAGCGCAGACGUACCUGAGCUCCGACCGCCGCGCACGGCCCCCGGCUCCGAAGGAAGGGGCGCAGGAGGCGAAACGAACGGCGGCGUGGCCCCCGCUGAAACAACAGAGGGAGGAAGAGGGAAUGAUUCCGGGGGGGAGUCACUCUGCAGGCCACACCAGCGUACUUGGAAAUGCGGUGAGCCACGUUGAUGCCGUCCAGCCGAGAGACGGGAGUGCGACAAGAUACAGGAGGUCCCCGCUUUCUCGCGGCAGCCCGCCACCAGACGACGCUCGCAGCAGACGAACCCCAAAACCAUCCGUGAAAGUCAGCUCUCCAGGGGUAAAGCACAGUCCGCUUCCGAUCUCCUCCACGGAGAGGCACUGGGGGCCACUCCACGACCUCCCGUUGAACGCCCGCGGGCAACAAGGGCCUGCCUCUUCUUUCAUUCGUCCGCCCGUACGCGCGGUGUCUUCCAAGGGACCUUCCGAGGUUUCCCGCAGUUCUCCCAAAAGGGCUUCUGUGAGUCUUUCGCACGCCCGGUCGGAUCAGGGGGCUUCCGCGCAUUCCACAGCGCGGACAUCAUCCCUUUCCACGACCCCGAAACCUCACAUCCUUAAAGGCCCGUCGCUCUCUUUCCUUGGGAACGGCAGACCCACGGCCAGUGUGUCCGUUCCCGCUCAGGGAAUACCAGUUAACAGAACGCCUUUCCGUCCUGUUAAACCCCCACCAUUCAAAAAUGCGCCAGCAACCAGAAACCCUCAGCAUACACUUCGGUCCAGUGCCCAUGUAAUUGGACACGACUCAAUGUAUUCCCAGAAAAAUGGCCCAGAAUCGCCCAUUCGCAAGAGGUCUCUACUGACUCGCCCUCCCAGUCCCCGCAAGCAUAACGCACGUUUGGAUGCUCCCUUUCCUCCGGCCCACCGCUCCCGCCAAAACCAACCUGCCGAUUCUUUCCUGAGUGGGAGAGAUGGGUCGCCUCCCAACAUCCCAGAUCGAGAUCUGUCAGGGAACGGGAAACCUCGAAGAGGUUCCCAAGGGGCGUCCAGGAGCACUCCCUUGAAAAGACAACUGGCCAGUUCCCGCGCUACGAAACCCAGCGGUGGUGUUUAUCCGCCGGGAACAGGAAAUAGAAAGCCAUUCCUGAACUCCGGAAUUCUGCUCAAGGAAGAGCCUCGGGCUGUUUCAGCAGGAGGAGCAGACUCCCUUGAUCAGCGCGUUCGCGCUACACAGCCCCCUAGAAAUGGGAGGCGUGUCAUUCCCCCUCCUGAGGACGUUCAGUCCUCAAAUCCUUCUCACAGUCUCAGAUCGCCUCCCCCCGAGAACGUACAGUUCUCAAAUCCUUCCCUCCGUUUGAAUCCACCUUCUCCCGAGAACGUAAGGCUUUCAAACCCUUCCCAUAGUCUCAACCCACCUUUCCCGGAGAAGGUACCGACUUCACACCCUUUCCACAGACUCAGUUCUCCGUCUCUUGGAAAUGUAAGAUCUUCAAGCCAUUCCCGAAGUUUCAGACCAUCUUCCCCAGGGAACAGAAGGACUUCAAACCCUUCCCGCAGUUUUAAUCCACCUUCCCGGGAGAAUUUACAAUAUUCAAACCCUUCCCAAAGGUUCAAUCCACCUUUCCCUGAUAUCCAAUCUUCUCGUCCUUCCUCCAGACUGUUUUCUGCUGGGAGCAGAAAAUCUUUAAACCCUUCCCAAGGCCUCAGAUCAUCUUCCUCUGGGAAUAGAAGACCAUUACAUCGUCCUUUUAAUCUCAACCCAUCUUCCUCUGGGAUUUUAAGAUCUUCAGAAUCUUCCCGGAGACUCAAUCCAUAUUCCACUGGGAAUAUGGAACAUUCCAAUAGAAGGUAUAAAAACAAUUCCCAAAAUCUCAACCCUUCUCUUACUGAAAACGAGAGACCCUCUUUAGUGAAAAGUCCACCUAACUCUAAAGAAAUGUCUCCUAAGCUUCCCCACCGCCUCAAUCCCCGGCCCCCUGGGAAAGGGCGGUUUUCAGAACUCUUCUAUAAGUUCACUCCACCCGCUUCUGCAAAGAAGCGUUCCCACAACCCCAAUCCAUCCAGCGCCAUGGAUGCACUGUCGGUAGCCAGACCAAACAACCGCCCUCAGGCGUCUUCUGUGGGAAGGCAAGUCCCGCGACUGCAUUUCAGCUUCCCUCAAAAGGCCCCCCAAAACAGACCGUCAAAUUCCCAAAAUUCCAUGAAAAGAUUUUCCAGCCCUUCGCUGGGCCCCAGACUGGUUGCCCCCAGUACUCGUACUUCCAUCCUCUUAAUAGAUGAGCCGUCUCAAAUCUCUAACACACGGCGGAUCCAUCAUGUGCAUUACCUGAAAACCCCCAUGGACAGAUCUUCGGCCCUGCGCCACCCCACUCCCAGUGCCCGCUGGGAUAGAGCGCCUUUUGAGGAGUCUGCCAUCACGGCCCCAACGGAGAGAAUACCUCCUAAUCCCGUGACAACUCCCCCCACCAGGAGGUUUUUAAACCCAAUUCCGAUGGAAAACGUGGCCCCGAGUUCUUUAAAUGCCCCCUCUCUAGACAUUCCCAUCAGGAGGCUGGUCCCACGCCUUCACCAAAGCCGGGUCCAUAGGAGACCCAUCGGCUUAUCUUCAACCCCUUCCGGCGGUCCCAAUCCAGUGGCUCCUUUGGGUGUGUCGCCUCCCCCAGAACAGAUUCUCCUUCAGGUUACACGCCCACCAAUUGUCACGGACGAAGUUGUUCUACUCGUCCCGGACAAGACGCAAGAGCCACGUGCUCACCACCGGGAGGUAGUCACGGCGGUGGCCCCACUCCACCCGCAAGUCGCUGUCGAGGUGACGCGGGUGGGUGGGCGAGCGCCUCGCCCUCAUCGCCUUCACGCCCUGUACCCCCCCGCCAGUCAGCCUUUGCCCCUCAGCGCCGCAACUCUGACCGAAAGCUGGCGACCUCUCUCCACGUCCACCGCCAGCAGCCCCAAGCCCGGCGCGACUGCCAAGACAAGCAAGGGGCCGUUCAAACACAAGCAGCACCGCCCCACCUCCAGCGAAGCCACCACGGAAUUCGGGAAGAGGAAAAUUAACCACAAUAAGACAGCCCGACCUCCGAAGAAAAAAACUUCCAAAACUUAUCGCGUUAAAAGUACUCCCGACCCCGUCCGCAAGAAAUCAUCUAGAGCUUCCCCCAAUCCUGCUGCGGUCGUCCCGGGAGAUAACACACCCUUGUACCCUCCCCCCAAUAAAUCCCCAAGUGACCCGUCAUACAAGAAAUCGUGGAGGCCCCUGCUUGCCUCUAGUCCAAACAUCGCUCCGAAUGAGGGAUCUUCCCGCGAUCCAGUCAACGGGAGAUCCGAAGCGCACUCCCAAGCUUCGGCUGCAGACUUGUCAGCGAACUGGGCGCCCUUCUUAGCAAUUCCAAAUGUUGGACAAAUCGCACAGAAUCACCAUGGCCACCGUGCCAUCGCUCCCUCUGUGGGACUACCAAACGGCCCAGCAAUGGACCUUGAUCACAAGGAGCCCUCGGGCCACCUCGGCUCCCGCCAAGCCCCCACUCCCCACGGGCACGCUGCGUACUCGCCCCGUGCUGGAAGUUCCCGCUUGUCGGGACCCCCAAGUGACGCCAUUCCAAACCGGCUUCCGAUCAGUAGGGCGUACGAGAGUCUCCGCAGAUCUGUCCGGAGUAUAAAGGCAGCCAUGGGGUCCUUGGCCUUUCCUUCUCGCAGGCGCACCGAGAUGGCCCCCGCGUCGCAGGGGGGCCCGCCAACCCUUGCAAGCCGUAGGGUUACCUCACCGUCAUCCGGCCCUAUUCCGGGACACGGCUCACUCGCCGAGGCUCCGCACAGUCCCGCAAAUCCAGCGGCGCAAGGCAAUCUCGCUGCGUCCCGACUCAAAAACGUACUGGGCCCAAAAGUGGCGAAAACGAUCUGACAGCAGCGGAUCACGAAUUGGAGGUGUUGACAUCGAGACCAAGACAGUAGCACCCGACCGGUAAUAUUGGGGCAACCAAGAUGACUGCUACGCGCUGGUGGAGUGAGGAGGAAUUGUUCCGCCCUCGGGUCAGUUCUCCAGCCGUCCCCACUCCCCAUUCUCCGAAGACCCAUUGUAGCUCUUUAAAAAAGUGUGGGACUUCGACACUUUCUUCUUGAAAAUGUAGAUUUAUUUAUGUGCAAUUACAUAUUACAAAA